AUGUAAGACGUCGUGGCGGUGACUUCCGGGCGGGUUGCUUGGCGCAGCGUCGGAGAGCAAUGAUACUUGACUGUUAACAUCUCCUUUGUGAAGAUUUUGCAAUCUUUGAAGAGGUACCGAACUUAAGAUAAAACUAGUGGCAAAACAUGCAAAAGUUUUAUUGAUCAGGAAAUCAAACUUUGAUAUCAUCAGCUGUCAUCAUGGUAACAUGGCAUCUGUUGGAAAAUGUGAAGUAUUUUGUUCUCCAACGACCACCAAUGAUUUUAUUUAUUUUGAGCAUCAGCUCUUUAGGCAUCGCUUUCUUCAGUCUUGGGAUCUACAUCCAGUCACAUGAAGUCUCCAAUCCUGAUGUGCCUAAGGCAUGGAAUACAGUUCUGCUAUCUCUCAGUAAACUAGAAUUCUGUCUGCCUGAAAAUGAAAGCCUGUGGCAGACUCGCACAGAACCUCUAUCUUUUGGACGGGGUUCUAUAAGGAGAAGACCAGACCCAGAUCCUUUAGUCCAUACAACAACAAGGCAACCUGUAACCACGAUUGCUUUUACUCGAGACUUAUCAGAGAGUGUCUCUCUACUACUGCCAAUCACCUUUGAUUCAAAUGUACCAUUAAAAAGAUUUUCUAGUGACAUAACUCGUCUCCAUGCUGUGGUAGAUGGAAACCUGCUGGGCCUGGAAGAUUCUAAAGCAAAGGAGGUUAUUAAUAUCAUGCUGGUGUCGCCAUGGCCACCUGAACAUAACCUUUCGCAAAUAAACUCCUCAAAUAAUAUGAAUCCCUUUACGUGCAUCACAAUAUCUGCACCCGCACAUGUGCUUCCCCAGGCAAGAUACCUUCCCUCCUGUAACUUAGAAAAUAUCACUGAUGCAUUAUUGUAUCAAAAUACACUAGCAAAAAUUUCAGAGAAGACGCCUUCACAAAGUCACACUUCUGCUCAGUGCUACAAGGCACAGGAUAAAUCUGAACAUAAAUUUCCCAUUGUGCUAUCAAAGGAAGACCGUAUUCUUUGCAGUCAGCACUUACUGAAGUCCAGUUUCAUUUUGCUUCUGCUGGCUCUUGUUAUCUUCUGUUUAUGUGUAGCAUGUGGCAUGAGAAAGAAAAAGAGGAACAAAACAGUGAACCUACGCAAGGCUCAUCUUCUAGAAAUGUGAUGUAGUCCAACUUCUCAUUUGUUGAGAGUAAAAAUGUAUGGAUUACUUUGGAAGAUGGGAAUAUCUCUAACUUAAUACCGUUGCAAGUUUUCCAAAAGGAAGUUACCAAAGGACCACAUUAAAUUUGUGCUGUUCUCCUUAAAACAGUUUUUUUGAAACCAAUAGGAUUUGCCUUUAAUACAAUUUCAUUGGUUGUGAUUGUGCUGGUUGUAAUACUACAUUAAACGUUUGAAUUGUGUACAAUCUAUCUAAUCCCCUCUCCUUUUCCCCACAAUUCAAAAGUGUCUUAAAAUUUAAAGAUUUUGAUUUAAACUAGAUUGUAAUAACUUAUUUAUAAAAUGUUUUGAAAACUGAGAUUCUGCUACUUUGUGUUUACAUUUCAUUAAAUAUUUACUGUCAUUACAAUGAUUGUUAAUUUGUUAAUAUGCCCUAUAUGUUUUGAAUGUUGUUAAGCCAUUGUCAUGAAGGAACACAAGUGUUUAAUGUCUUGAUGGUAUGUUUUGUAAAUUCUGUUCAAAGUUUCAGAUGGGAUUAUUAUCCACAUUGUGUGCAUGCCAUGUGUGUGAAGAUUUGUAGACUCUUUGUCUCCAUGUUGCACCUCUUGUGAAUUUCCUAGUGUCCUUUCAGAAUUGUCAUGGUCUUGGACAGGAAACUGUGAAGGUGUUUUUUAAAAAAAAUGCAUGUAUGUCCUAAUGGUCAAAUAAUCCCAAUGUAUUUGAAUGAGAUUUCUAAAAUGUGCAAAAACCCAGCAGUUAACAAUGGCAUGUGCACACCAAAUUUAUCGAUACAGUAAGGAUCUUUUUAAAAGCAAAAUGCUUUUGUUUGUUUUGCUCUGACAUCAUCAAAUUUCAGGAUUUUUGUAAAGGUACCUAAUCAGUUUCAAAACACACUGAUUAUUUGAAGUUGGACACAUUAAGCCACUGUUGAGACAUAGUGCGACCCUUUCUUCUUGUAACAAAUUUGUGGUGGUAGUUUUGUAUUUUUAUGUUUGUAUUUGUUUGAACUGAUAAAAGAAAUUUCAGAUAAUCGCUAAGAUCUGAUUGUAGAUGUGAAUUUGCACCUUGUCAGUUCUUUUCUUUCACCACAUUAACGUGUAUAUCUUCAUUCUUUAACAUUUUUGCCUCCUACUUUAUAAUGUUUCGUUGCCCCUAAAUGCUACAAGUCAUGGUUAAUAUUCUUGGCAUAAAUGUGUGGAUUCUGAUGUAAUUGUAUAGCAUUGAAACUACAUAGAUAUUAGGGUUCAGUUUGUGUACUUGUUCUAAAGGUUAAUGGUCAACAAAAGUAAAUCUUAUUAAGGAAGGGAAAUUACAGGCUAAUAUUGAAGUUGAUUUGUUUCUAAAAGGCAUGUGAUAACCAAGAACUCAAUGGAAGAACCUCUGAUAAUUGAGGACUGUAAAAGUUCAGAAAUAAAGGCUUUUAAUCCUUAAGAAUGCUAUUGAUGAAUCGGCUAUAGGUACAUCAAUGAAAGCCUUAUCAAAAGCACUUACCAUUUAAUCAAAAUAUUGUUUAGCUUCAGAAUAAAGUGCUGAUUGUCUUCUGAAAUUAUUCUUUCAGCCAGUAAAUAUUUUUACCUCCCAAAUUGGCAGUGGGAAAAAAAAUACAAUUGGAGAGACAACAAAGGUUGCCACAAACAGAAUUUAUUUGUGUUACAUUUUUAAUAAUCUUUUAUAAAGGUUUAAGAAUAUCUUAUUCUGAUAUCUGGAUGUAUUUGUGACUAUACUAGGGUUUAUUUUGAUUCACUACUGAAAAUUGAAAGGGCUCAUUUUGGGAUAUGUGGGAUUGGAUGUUUCUUCUUAUAACUGGCUUUAAAAUUUUGGUGAGCAGUUAAUGCUGUUUCAUGUCUAGUCUUAGAAUCUAACUCUUUAAGCAUAUCUUAAAGACAAUAUAUUCUAGCAGUUUAGUGGAAUUGUGUGUAUUUUUUUAAAAAGUGAACCAGUAAUAAUUAUAUACUGAGGAUUACAAUGGUUCUUACUUUAUUUUCUCUGAACAAUAAAUGAUGUGGUCUUUGAAA
This is a messenger RNA of Chiloscyllium plagiosum (whitespotted bambooshark), 3153 nucleotides long. Lineage: Eukaryota; Metazoa; Chordata; Chondrichthyes; Orectolobiformes; Hemiscylliidae. The record is from RefSeq and is a predicted model, not a curated record.